Molecule: messenger RNA, 1236 nt
Organism: Penicillium argentinense
Lineage: Eukaryota; Fungi; Ascomycota; Eurotiomycetes; Eurotiales; Aspergillaceae
Product: GTPase-activating protein RNA1
Exons: 2
Coding region: 1-1236 (411 amino acids)
Biological process (GO): nucleocytoplasmic transport; activation of GTPase activity
Cellular component (GO): perinuclear region of cytoplasm; nucleus; cytosol
Molecular function (GO): small GTPase binding; GTPase activator activity
Source: RefSeq, a predicted model, not a curated record
AUGGCCCCUCCUAAGAUCUUCUCCCUCGAAGGCAAAGGCCUCAAGCUCGACACUGCCGAGGACAUCGAGUCCCACAUCAAGCCUCUUGUCGAUAACACUGAUUACACUGAGAUUCGUUUUGGCGGUAACACUUUGGGCGUCGGUGCCUCUGAGCGUCUCGCCGCCGUUAUCGCUACCCAGAAGAGCCUCGAAGUCGCCGAGCUUGCCGAUAUCUUCACUUCCCGUCUCUUGUCGGAGAUCCCUCCCGCCCUGAAGUCCCUCCUCGAUGCCAUACUCGAGAUCCCCUCCGUCCACACCGUCAACCUUUCCGACAAUGCCUUUGGCCCCCUCGUCGAUUUCCUGUCGCGUCACACUCCCCUCCGCCACCUGAUUCUGAACAACAACGGUCUUGGCCCUGCCGCUGGUACCCUGGUUGCCGAUGCUCUGAGCAAGCUUGCUGAGCGCAAGGAGGAGGCCCGCAAAGAGGGCAAGGAGAUUGCUCAGCUAGAGAGCAUCGUCUGCGGACGUAACCGUCUUGAGAAUGGCAGUAUGGAGGCUUGGGCCCGUGCCUACGAGAAGCACUCCGCUGGCAUGAAGUCCGUCAAGAUGACACAGAACGGCAUUCGCCAGGAGGGUAUCUUCCACCUGCUCAAGGAAGGUCUUCGCCACGCCUCUGCGCUUGAGGUUCUGGAUCUGCAGGAUAACACUUUCACUGUUCUGGGCUCUACUGCUCUGGCUAGCGUUUUGGAGGGCUGGCCUUCCCUGCGCGAGCUGGGUGUUGGUGACUGCCUUCUCUCCGCCCGUGGUGGUGUCAAGGUUGCCAAGGCCCUGGCUGCCAACAAGAACCAGAAGAUCCAGACCCUGCGUCUCCAGUACAACGAGCUCAAGGCUGAGAGUUUGAAGGAGCUUACCCAUGCCGCCAAGACUGCCCUUCCCAGCCUUCGUCGUGUUGAGCUGAACGGCAACAUCCUUAACGAGGACGAUAACAACAUCACUGAGCUUCGCGAGCUUCUGGAGGCUCGUCAGGAGGAGCACGGUACCGACGAGGAUCCCGAGGACACCUGGGGUCUGGAUGAGCUUGACGAGCUCGAAGAGGAGGAGUCCGAGGAAGAGGAGGAGGAGGAGGAGGAAGAAAGAGAGCAGAAGGCCGAGAAGGAAGUCAAGGAUACUGAGCGUGCCGAGGAGGAGAAGGUCUCCCAGAAGAUCGAAAAGGCCGUCGAGGAUCUUGCCAACGCUCUGGGCAAGACUGGUCUGUAG